AUGCAGGCUGGUAUGGCGGUGGAACAUAGUACAGUAUCUGCACAGACAGCUGCAUUGCCAGCGAGUGUGCAAAAUGAAGGACAAUGGUUUCACAGCGGAAGUGUUUAUAUCGGGCAAAAGGUUCGCGUCAAUUUGGAAGGGGAGGGAAACAGCAACCGGGAAGUCGAUGGGGUUGUUGUUGCUUGGAAACCUGGAAGACCUCUAGUUAAAGAGAAUCAAGAGAACCCAGAAGACUCUCCAGUGUGGAAAGUAGAGAUCGACGAUUACAAGAUCAAGUGCACAGAGAUAGGGGAGUUUGACCUUAUUCAAGCGAUGGAAUCAUACCUGCGAAGUCAGCGAGAGAGCUAUGUUCGCAAGCUGAAGUCCCUCAAACAGACCUUCUCGACCGCCAACAGCGAAGUCAAGGAAACAACCAGACCUACUAGAGGCUUUGGCGGGCAGUCACGAAACAGGAGUAAUGCUUUGGAAUUGAAAGAUCUCUUUGGGAUCAAAAUCCCUGAGAACGCAAACCUAGUCUGCAAGAAUCAAGUGGGAACUGUUCGCGAUGGCAAAAUCAUCUGCCGAGGAAAGACAUAUGAGACCAUAACUGCAUUUGCGCAUAAAUGUGGGGUUUCCAUCGAAUUGAACGGAUGGGAUGCGGUUUGGUGUGGAACUAGGAAAAUGUCAGAUAUUAGAGAAGAGUUUUUCAAGGAGCUCCACUCAGAGUCGAACAUUGAAAAGAUUCUGACAGUCAAGACUGAGGCCUCCGCACAAUCUCUCUUGAACAAGCUGCAGACUGAGAAAUCAAAGGACGAGUCGUCGCUCAAAAGAAUUGCUUCCCCAUUCGAAUACGACAAAGGCAUGAAAGAGUUCAAGAAGCUGAAACGCUCCAUGCAAAAGAUCAACCCUUGCAACUCUGCUUUCAACACACAAGGGGCCAAAUCUGAUGGGAAGGGGAAGUUCUCUUCACUAGACACACACGAAAAGAAGUCAUCAAGGAGCAAUGGAGACUGUAAGGAAAAUCCUGCAAGCAAUCCGUCCAAUGGCUCGGAAGACUCAGAAGAGGAUUGGCUGUGCACAGGAAGCAUCUACUUGGGGCUGAGGAUCAGUCGAUUCGCCUACUCUGAAGGCGUUCAGACAACAAAUCUCCUGAAUGCCACAGUGAUCAAGUGGCUUCCAGAACACCUUGCGGAUUUCACCUCGUCCAUGACAGGAAAGUCUGCAGCCCUCUGGAAGAUCCGAUUUGACGAUGACGCAUACUUUCAAGAAGACCUUGAGGAGUAUGAGCUCAUCGAGGCUCUGAUCUUGUUCCGCAAGAAGUACUGCCAAGACUGGCUGGGGCAUAGGAUACUGCGGACUUUGCACGGUUAUGGAGAUCUUGUUGGGGAGGUGGUUGACUUCGAGAGGAACGAGGAGGUCUGGCAACUUGAGAUCGACCCGGAGGACAUCGACGUAACCAAGCUGCAAGGGAUCCCACACAUUGGUCUUUUCCGUGUUACCUAUGAGAAUGGUGUGUUAGAAGAGCACCUGACGUGGGAUGAAGUUGUGUCUUGCUGCAUGAAGGGCCCAUUCGCGCACAAGGAUGGGUGCGAUUCAUCUGCAAUCGCCAAGGGAUUAGUAGCAACAUUCGAUGCAAAGAAGCAAUCAGUAGAGAAGGAAAAGUUCAACACUUACAAACUCGUAGAGCAAACCUCGAACAAAGUUGUCUGCAAUCUGAUACCCGACAUUUUCUCAACCGCUUUCAAGAAGCCACAGGAAGACACACUACUUUCCUCUCCUUCCCUGACCUCGACUGUCACCGACAUUGGAGAGCAACUCAGUCAGGAAAGGUCUCAUGAAACAGCGAAUUCUUUGGAAUCAGGAGACGAGCUUGAUGACGAAGCGAAGUUCAAAAAGGGGGAGGAGAAGCAAGAUGAGGAUGAGGACGAGGACGAGAUCUCACUACAGAAAGUCAACGAGCUCAUCCUACUUCAACCCACUCCUCCCAUGAUCGUGGAGAACAAUCAGCUCAUUGAAUGUGAGGACAACGGAAGCUUCCUCCCGGCCCGCAUCGCGCAGAUCGACGAAGCAGAGGAGAGAGUGAAAGUUCACUUCCUCGGUUGGAACUCCAGGCACGACCAGUGGGUCCCCAUGAGGACCAGACGCAUCCGUCUCCCUCCUGCCCUAGGGGGAGGCGAUCCCAACGAUGGAGUUUUGGAGGCUCCUUCCAUGCUCCCCCCGGACCUCCAGACUAUCGCGGACAUUCAGCGCUUCAAACGUCAGGCAGACGCACUGGGAGGGUAUGGGACGAGAAAGUCCAAGAGGCUGGCGAGCAGCUCGGCCCCAGCUGAGAGGAGCGACGAGUUGCACACGUACCUCAACUCGGGAGGUUGCCGCAUCCCCGCAGCAAAGAAGGUAGCGCUCCCAGCCCUCCUCCUCUCUUCCAUUGGUCUUCCUCGCAGCGCCAUGGCGGCUACUCAGCGCAUGCUAGCAAGGACCAGCGACUUGAGCUUAAUGCCCAUCAUGGCAGGAGAAGUAUUUGAAAGCAGUGGAAAGGAGGACAACGCUCCGGUGGGCAGGGGAAGCGAGUCUGGAGGGAAGAAAGGAGCAGGAACAGGAACUGGGGGUGGUAGUGGUGGAGCAGCUCCAGCUCCAGCUCCAGCUCCAGCUCCAGCUCCAGCUCCAGCUCCAGCACUAGCACUCGCACCCGCACCAGCAUCAACAGGAGAGAUGGCACUGCAGCAGCAGCCGGCGGGAGCUUUCGACAACUCGCUGAACAAGAUUCGCUCGUUGGCACCACAGCUGGAGAUGGCAGCCGAGCAAGGCCGCAUGACCAAGUCGAGCACAAAGUCUAAGGUCAGUGACUGCGAAAUGAGGAAACUCAACCAAUGUCUGAGAAUGAGAAAUCAGCAAGGUUCUUCCGCCAUCGCAAAUAUCCACCUGAACCAGAUCUGA
Messenger RNA from Guillardia theta CCMP2712, 2913 nucleotides. RefSeq lists its product as hypothetical. The record is from RefSeq and is a predicted model, not a curated record. The transcript is spliced from 8 exons. Bases 1 to 2913 code for a protein of 970 amino acids. Lineage: Eukaryota; Cryptophyceae; Pyrenomonadales; Geminigeraceae.